Triticum urartu is the source of this 1416-nucleotide messenger RNA. The record is from RefSeq and is a predicted model, not a curated record. NCBI's taxonomy places the organism in Eukaryota, Viridiplantae, Streptophyta, Magnoliopsida, Poales, Poaceae.
UUGCAGUUCAUGGCACGGGAGAAUGCACUCCGCAAAGAAAAAACGGAGGUAGAGGAGAGACUGGGCAGAGAAAAUACUGGACUCCGGAAGGAGCACCUCCAAAUAUGCAACGAACUGCACAAGGCAAAUGAGAAAAGAGCGGAGCUGGAGGAGAUGCUUCUCCAGAAAAAUUACCUAGUGGCAGAGCUCGAGCAGUCGCAAGGAGAGCUGCAACGCGAGAAAGACCAUGUCACAAAGCAAGUUGAGCAGAUGUGCCAAGCAAACAGUAGCAGCGUCUUUGUAUUUGGCUCUGCCUCUACCACUACUACUAGUGCCAUUCCAUUAACAGAGUUCAGCCACAUGGAGAUAAAAGAAGCGACAGCCAACUUUGAUGACUCCAAAAAGAUCGGGCAAGGUGGGUGUGGAACCGUCUACAAGGGAUUUCUCCGUCAUACUACCGUAGCCGUAAAGAGAUUGAACCGUGAAGGCACAACAGGAGAUAAAGAGUUCAAUGACGAGGUAGAAACACUUUGUAAGAUGAGGCAUCCGAACCUUGUCACCCUGAUAGGAGUGUGCAGGGAGGCCAACGUGCUGGUCUUCGAGUUCUUGUCAAAUGGAAGCCUAGAGGACUGCCUGCAGCACGACCACCAAAGAGAGGCGCUCUCAUGGCGAAUGCGCGUGAGAAUUGCUGCCGAGAUCUGCACGGGACUUAUCUUUCUCCACUCCAACAGACCAAAAGGCAUUGCCCAUGGUGAUCUCAAGCCCGACAAUGUCCUUCUCGACGCCAGCUUUGGCUGCAAACUGGCAGACUUUGGGAUCUCCCGUCCCUUGAAUGUGACAAACACAACAAUCACCCCUUACCACCGAACAAACCUACUCAAAGGCACAAUGGGAUACAUGGACCCGGCAUACAUUGCCUCAGGGGAGCUCACAGCACAGUAUGACGUCUACUCCUUUGGGGUGGUGCUUAUGCGGCUGAUAACUAAUAAGAGCCCCCUAGGCCUUCCUCAUGCCGUGGAGGCAGCCCUAAGAACUAACAAGUUGCCAGAUAUAGUUGAUACUUCUGCAGGGGAAUGGCCAUCUGAGCCUACUAAAGAGUUGGCAAGACUAGCACUCAGAUGUUGUCGGUAUGAGAGAAAAGAGCGACCUGAUCUUGAAAAUGAGGUCUGGGAUGUGAUUCAAGCUAUGUUGAACUAUCCAGAGGAUAAAUGCAAGCCACCAACAUUUUUCAUCUGUCCAAUGACACAGGAGAUCAUGAGGGAUCCAUGCAUCGCUGCUGAUGGAUUUACAUAUGAACGUGAGGCCAUCAAGGACUGGCUUGCAAUGGGGAACAAAAUGUCCCCCAUGGCCUACCUCAGUUUGGCACACCAUGAGUUGACACCGAACAAUGCCCUUCGCUUUGCAAUUCAAGAAUGGCAAAAGCGACAGCAACAAUGA